CACUCCGCUGCGCCACGCCGGGCUGCCCCCGGCGCUGCCGGGCGGGACUUUCAGUCAGGCGCGGCGCGGGCAGCCCGCGGGGGCCUGGCGGGCGCAGCUAGGCGGCGCGCAGCGGGCGGAGCUCGCUCUUUCUCGCACGGCCGGCGCGCAGGAAGGAUGGGGAAGUGCCGAGGCCUCCGCACCGCCCGGAAGCUCCGCAGCCACCGCCGCGACCAGAAGUGGCACGACAAGCAGUACAAGAAGGCGCAUCUGGGCACGGCGCUGAAGGCCAACCCCUUCGGAGGGGCGUCCCACGCCAAGGGGAUCGUCCUGGAGAAAGUUGGAGUAGAAGCUAAACAGCCCAACUCUGCCAUCAGGAAAUGUGUUAGAGUCCAGCUGAUCAAGAACGGUAAAAAAAUAACAGCUUUUGUUCCCAAUGAUGGCUGCCUGAACUUCAUUGAGGAAAAUGAUGAGGUUCUGGUUGCUGGUUUUGGUCGGAAGGGUCAUGCUGUUGGUGACAUUCCUGGAGUUCGCUUCAAGGUUGUCAAAGUAGCCAAUGUUUCUCUGCUGGCCUUGUACAAGGGCAAGAAGGAAAGACCAAGAUCAUAAAUUUAGAUAAAUUUGCCAAGAAUGUCAAUAAAAUUUUUGAUUGGAAAAA
Columba livia (rock pigeon) is the source of this 637-nucleotide messenger RNA. It is a transcript of the gene RPS23, whose product is annotated as ribosomal protein S23. Gene Ontology annotation, cellular component: ribosome; cytosolic small ribosomal subunit. The record is from RefSeq and is a predicted model, not a curated record. Gene Ontology annotation, biological process: translation. Gene Ontology annotation, molecular function: structural constituent of ribosome. The transcript has 4 exons. The coding region runs from base 157 to 588 and encodes 143 amino acids. NCBI's taxonomy places the organism in Eukaryota, Metazoa, Chordata, Aves, Columbiformes, Columbidae.